This is a messenger RNA of Penicillium malachiteum, 3780 nucleotides long. Its product is annotated as putative vesicle-mediated transport protein (Imh1). The record is from RefSeq and is a predicted model, not a curated record. Lineage: Eukaryota; Fungi; Ascomycota; Eurotiomycetes; Eurotiales; Aspergillaceae. The coding region runs from base 1 to 3780 and encodes 1259 amino acids. The transcript is spliced from 5 exons. Gene Ontology annotation, cellular component: Golgi apparatus.
AUGCUCCGAGUCCGCUCCGCCGCUUGGCCCGAGCUUCUGGUCUUGGCCAACACUGUUACUUACGGCUGUCAUCUAUUCCAUGCUCCCCACGCCGCUUUCCCUCCCUUGCUUCCUCAUCGUCCUCCACCUAGUCAACUCUCUUUGUGUCUGUUUACACUGGCUGGUCUUGGUCCAGAGACCUGUCGCGGUGAUCGCCUCCGCGACGCCAUUGACUCGCGUAUCGCAGAGGAACAGGCCCGCCAAAAAUCCGCUCAAGACAAUAUCUCCCGUUCGAAUUCCGCUCGGCGCCCGCCCUCAAACCUCUCCCCCGGCCAGCGCUCCCGUCCACGCCGCAACACGGGUACCCCUGUACGAGGCCCAGAUCCCAAGGAGUUCGAGGCCGAGUUCGCGAUCGGAGAAGAUGAUGCUUCCAGUCGCUCGGGAACACCCCGUCUAGAGACGCCGGAGCCUUCCUCGGAGGUGGCUAGUUCCGCAGGUGAUCAGACGGAGGAAAAAGAGACCGCCCCCUCGACGACUGAGGCGUCGGAGACGACAACUGAAAAGGAAAAGGAGUCAGCUGCAUCUGGGGAGACGGACCCGGGUAAAUCGACUUCUGCGGAGCUACCUGCCGAGGUGAAGGCCAAGUUGCGCCGGCUGGAUAAGCUAGAAUCACGAUACCAUGGUAUGUUUUAUCGAUCGAUCUGGUACCUCUGUGCUGACUAUUCUGAAGAACUUCUCAAGGCCUACCGCGUGGCGCAUUCUCGCGUCCUCUCGAUUGAACCAUUUGAAGCGGCGUUGCGCGAGAACACCCCUCUUGCCUCGAUCAGUGAACCCAAGGCUUUUACCGAAUACCUGAAUCAGAUGUCGCUGAAGACCGAUAUGGUGAUGGAAGAGAUGAAGCGGGUAGCAACAGAACGGGAUGACUACAAAAAGAAGAUGGAUGAAGCUAAGAAGUCUGCAAAGGAGGCAUGGGAUGAAGUCACCGGUCUUAAGAAAGAAAAGGAGAAGAGCGACGAUGCUGCUAAGGAGAAGAAACCCUCCGAAGAUAAACAAGAAACGAGCGAGGAGUUCUUCUCAUUUGAUAACGAGAUCCCUCGUCUCGAAGGCGAACUCAAGGAGAAGCAGGAGGAGGUCGAGACACUGAAGACCGAAGUUGAAACUCUCAAGAAGGAUCUUUCUGUCACUCGGGAGUCUACAGAGGGCAUGGUCCAAAACUUGGAGUCCACUACACAGGAGCUAGUUGAGCUACGAGAUGUCAAGGAUAAGCUUGAUGCGGAGAUCGAAAACCUGAAGACUUCCAAAUCGAGCGAGAUCGACGAUGCUAAGGCAAAGCUCGUGACUGCUGAGUCUUCCCUCGAGAGCACAACAGCCGAAGUCGAGAAGCUCAAAACCGAACUCAAGGAGAAGAGUGAGAAUAUCGAGAAGCUUCAAGCUCAGGUAUCCGAGGCAGAGAAGGCUACGAAGAGUGAGGAUAGCUCAGAGGUGAUCUCACAACUCGAAGAAGCCAAGAAGGCCAAGGAUACUAGCGAGAAGCGCCUUAGUGUUCUUCAGGGUGUGGUUGAUAAUCUAAAGUCCCAACUGAGGGAUGCCGAAUCUACGGUGUCCGAACUCAAGUCGGAGAUCAGCCAAAAGUCGGAAAGCUCUGCCCAACUUCAGAAGGUUGUUGACUUCCUUGAUACCAACCUGGAGGAUAACAGCGCCUGGAAGACUGCCAAAGAAAGCGUCUCUGCUGGAAAACCUGUGGACUUCGAGGAGAUCCGCAAGAGUCUGGCACCCACUGAGAAGGAUGUGGAGUCUACCCCAGCUGCUGCCCCUGAACAGGAUUCACAGCCUGCCGCUGCAGCGCCGGCCGCCAGCAGUGGAGGUGGUGGAGGUAACAAGAAGAAGAACAAAAAGAAGAAGAAGGGUGGCAAGGCAGCUGAAGAACCAGCUAAGGCAGCCGAUGCAACCCCUCAGCAGCCCGAGAAGCCCGAGCAGCCUUCGAAGGAAGAGACCACAGUAUCAUCAGCGGAGCUGGAAGAGCUCAAUGAAAAGAUCGAAACUCUCACCAAACAAUUGUCCAGUAAAGAGGAAGCUAUUGACCGUCUGAGCGCUAAGCUGAAGGGCGAAGAAGACUUGAAGGAGGAAAUCGAGUCCUUGCGCGACGAUCUGAUCAACGUGGGCCAGGAGCAUGUGGAAUCCAAGGACAAAAUCAAGGUACUCACUGCCGAGAAGUCCGCCUUGCAAGAGACAAUCAGCAAACUGGAGAAGGAACUGGUUGAUCUCCGUACCAGUACGGCUUCGACUAGUGCUGAUUCAGAGAAGCUGCACAAGGAUCUCAAGAAAGAAUUUGAGAGCCUCAAGAUCCAGUCCGCUACCCUGGAGACUGAUCUCUCAGCUGCGCAACAGUUGGCUGCGACCCGAUUCAAGGACCUUACUGACCUGCGUGAGACACUCCAAAAGGUCCAACCGGAGCUGCGCAACCUCCGGGUUGAAGCUUCCGAGUUGAAGACCCUGAAAGAAACCCUUACAGGCAAGAACAGCGAGCUGAGAGCCCUCGAGUCUAAACAUGAAGAUCUGCGCGCAGAGUUCAAGUCCGCCAAGACAAAGAUCUCUGAGCGCGAUUCAGAAGUCAACACAUUAAACAAGAAGAUUCGCCAGGAGACCGACAGCCGUCUGAAAGCAGAAGAGACUCUUCAUGUUGCUCAAUCGGACCUUCGGUCUGCCGAGUCGAGAAAGCAAGAUGCCAUCAAUGCCAAGGAUAAGACUGCAGGAGAUCUGGCCAAGACGCAAGAUAAUCUCAAGAGUUCUCGCACCAAGAUGCGUGAAAUGGAUGACCAAAUCGCCCAGCUGAACAAGGAACUUGGAAGCCUUCGCGAAGAGAUUCAGCUCAAGACAGCCCAGCAUACAAGUGCUCAAAGUCUGAUGAACAAUAUGCGUGACCAGACUGCCGAGGUGGCUAUGCAAAUGAAGGAAGCUCGUGAACGAUGCGAUAGCCUGGAAGAGGAGUUAGCCGAUGCUCACCGGCUAUUGAGCGAACGUACCCGGGAAGGUGAGACGAUGCGUCGCCUCCUGAACGACAUCGAGGGUCGCGCAGAUGCCAAAGUCCGCGACUUUAAAGAACGCAUGGAGGCAGCUGUCGAGGAGCGGGAUCGUGCUGAGGAUGAGGCUAGUACCCAGGGCCGUCGUCGCGCCCGAGAGAUGGAAGAGUUGAAGGCCAAGGUUCGGGAAGCCGAACGAGCUCUGCGCACGGCUGAAGAAGACAAAGAGCAGCUCGAAGACUCUCAAAAGGACUGGCGACGUCGUCGUGACGAGCUUGAACUUCUUACUGAGCGAUCUACCCAGGAAGUCGAGGAAGUCCGACAAGCCAUGACUGGCUUGCGCGAGGCCCUGGAUGAAAGCGAGAAACAAGUUCGCAACCUUGAGAAGGAGAAGGCUGAGCUUCGUCGAUCCGUGGAAGAAACCAGCAAUCGUCUUGAGAAAAUGCGCAAAUCCCACAAGACACUUGGUGAAGAUGUCCGUCUUCGGGGAAUGGAAUCUGGUCGUCAGUCAUCCCGAUCAUCGAUCGACUCGGGCUCUCGACGUGGUGUUGUUUCUCCAUCCGGACAGGACCGCGGUGCGUCCGGUCGUCGUAGCGAGACCCCCUCUGGUACAGCCACUACGCCAUCAGUUGAUUACAUGUACCUGAAGAACGUGCUCCUACAAUUUUUGGAGCAGAAGGAUAAGAAUUAUCAGAAGCAGCUGAUCCCUGUUCUGGGCAUGCUGCUUCAUUUUGACCGAACGGACGAACAAAAGUGGAUGUCUGCCAUUAUGUCUAAAUGA